Messenger RNA from Maudiozyma saulgeensis, 1341 nucleotides. NCBI's taxonomy places the organism in Eukaryota, Fungi, Ascomycota, Saccharomycetes, Saccharomycetales, Saccharomycetaceae. The record is from the annotation of a GenBank genome assembly.
AUGACCAUUAUUCACCCUGUUCAAACUGUUGCUGCUCUUGAUGACAGUUCCGUAAUUUUUGCGGUCAUAAAAAAUGUUAUUCUAGGGUACAAGAGAGAAGAUUCAGGUAGUUACAAAUUGAUAGGUAAAUGGGUCGAUGAAUUUGAUAGAACUGAGUCUAUUAAGAAUAAGGUUACUAAAGAACAAGAUAGACAAAUUAAUGAAAAUGCAAAGAAACAAAAGGAUAAUGAAGGUAAUGUUAUUGUUCAAAAGAAAAAAACUGAGGCGAAGAUACCUGUUCCAGGUCCUGGAGCACCUCCAGUAUAUUCUUGUAUUAGAAAUCUACUAAUUUCAAAAGAUGGUAGUAAAUUACUUUCCUGUGCGGACUCCGACAAGUCUGUGUUAGUUUUCGAUAUUGAUCUCAACAAUGACACAAAUUGUCUACAAUUGGUAAAAAGACAACCAUUUCCAAAAAGACCAAAUUCUAUUACUAUUAGUGAUGAUGGGAAGACAGUUGUUAUGGCAGAUAAAUUUGGUGAUGUAUACUCCAUCCCAACAGACGGGGAACCAUUAAAGGAUAUUAAUGAUGAAUUAGACCCAAUUCUCGGUCAUGUCUCUAUGUUAACAGAUGUCCUAUUUAAAACAGAUUCUCAUGGUAAGAAAUUUAUUAUUACAUCAGAUAGAGACGAACAUAUCAAGGUGUCACAUUUCCCACAGUCAUUUAUAGUUGAUAAGUGGCUGUUUGGCCAUUCGCAAUUUGUAUCAUCCAUUUGUUCCCCACAAUGGAAAUCUGAAUGGUUGUUCAGUGCAGGUGGUGAUGAUUUUGUAUAUUUAUGGGAUUGGGAGUUAGGCAAGAAGUUGUCUGAAUUUAAAUACAGUGAUAUGAUUAAACCAUAUUUGACUGAUAAGCAUCUAGCUCCAAGCAGAUUCCAAAAUGAGUCAAACGAUAUUAUUGAAUACGCUGUCUCUAAGAUCAUCUCCUUUACGGAUAUCCCUUAUGUUGCAUUUUUUGUAGAGGCUACAAAGAUUCUUUUCAUUGCCAAAGUUGAUGUCGAAAAUAAAAAAAUAUAUGAAAGCACGACUUUGGAACUACCUUAUAACAUUAUAUCCCUCGAUAAUGCUUAUAAUAAUGAAAUUGUUCUUUCUCUAGAUAAUAGGGAUUCUAACGGAAAAGACUUUAUUAAAUUUGUAAAGUACAAUCAACAGGAUGGUUCUUUUGAAUUAAAUGAAAAACGUUCUAAUGAGUUGGAUGCAUGUAUCAACGAAUUGAAAUCUGACAGCGAUAUCACAGUGGAAGAGGGGAAUAUUUACCCAUUGUAUUCCACUACAACUUUAAGAAAGCAUGGUGAACAUUACUCUUAA